Morchella importuna is the source of this 1284-nucleotide messenger RNA. RefSeq lists its product as uncharacterized. The coding region runs from base 1 to 1284 and encodes 427 amino acids. NCBI's taxonomy places the organism in Eukaryota, Fungi, Ascomycota, Pezizomycetes, Pezizales, Morchellaceae. The transcript is spliced from 3 exons. Gene Ontology annotation, biological process: endoplasmic reticulum tubular network organization. The record is from RefSeq and is a predicted model, not a curated record. Gene Ontology annotation, cellular component: endoplasmic reticulum tubular network.
AUGGUUUCCUUCUGGCCCUUCAAAGGCGACGAUAACUCACCAGACUCCUUCGAGCGCAUUCUUUCAAAGCUCGCAUCGCAGAUCCAAGCAGAGACUUCGAAACUUGCUCUCCUUCGUCUACAGCUCCGCCGUUACAAGGGGCUAUGGACUAUCUACACCUCAUUUGCCUACAUCUUCUACGUACUCGUCAUAUUCCUUGUCGUAGGAUGGAAGGAAGUGGGUCCCCCACAGAUAGCGGGCUUGGUCGGUGGACCUAUUGGAAUCUGGGGCGUAAGGAGUUUGUUGGUGCUCUACUAUAACGGCAGGAUCUCAACCACUGAGACGAAGCUGGAGGAUCUCCAGACCAAACAAAGGGAUACCGUCGAAAAGUUGAAGGCAGCCACAAAGUUCUCAACCACACAAUCUAUCAUUGAAAAAUAUGGUGGUGGGCCCAUCUCACCCUCAAUCUCUGAGAUUGAGAGGAACAAGAUGCAACAUGCACAGCAGCAAGGUCCACCCGGACAUCCGAAUAACAAUCAACAGCUUAGACAGCGUUCCCAGGGACAGCCUAGUGGAACAUCCGGCUCGGUUCCACCUUCACCCCAGCAAAUACAACAACAAUUUGUUCAACAGCAGCUACAGCAGCAACAACAGGAACGAGGACAACAGCAUCUGGCGCCUCCUUCCGGAGUUAAUAAUCCAAACCCAGUCAAAAAAUUCAACCGGCCAUCCCCCAUCCCCGUUCUCAGUUUCCCACAAACUACGGUACAGACACCAGCUCGUCAAAUUGCACCGGAGGAGAUACAUUCUCCACGUUGGUAUGACCGCGUCCUUGACGUUCUCGUAGGAGAAGACGAGACUAGCGCGAAGAAUCGCUUCGCGCUGAUCUGCAAGAACUGCAGGAUGGUCAAUGGACUAGCACCUCCUGGAACAAAAAGCCUGGAAGACGUGGAGGGAUGGGGGUGUGCUAGAUGCGGGAUGAUGAACGGGAAGCCGCCAAGCCGUCCUUUAAGCAGGAAAGGGGACGAAGAAGAAAUGGACAUGAUCCAUGGUCUCGGGGUUAGGGGAUCAAGGAUUAGCAAGUCAUCGAGUCCUACACCCAGCGAGAGCGUUAGUGUCAGAUCAACCAGGAGCAGGACAAAGAAAGCGUCGCCAGAGCCCGAGCCGGAGCCCGAGCUUGAAUUGUCCGAGGAAGAUAGCUCAGCAGCAACCGGGAGCGAUCAAAUAGAAGAUGAAGAGGCUGAAGAGGUUGAAGAAGCCCCAAAGCCAAAAGGCAGAGUAACUAGAGGCAGCAAGAAGGCUUGA